UACACCCAUCAUUCAUUGCAAUCACAGAGAUGAAGUCUUGAAAAGCAUGUCGAGGAGGAAGAGCAAGUGGGAUGUACCAGCAGAUGCUGUUGCUAAUAGUAAUGGCAGUAGCUCUUCAAACUCAGCUGCCGAGGCAGCUAAGGAAAGGGCAGCUAAGCUUACGGCAAUGCUGGCAGCUAAAGGAAAACUGGCUAAUAACACUGGCUCAAUAUUACCUGUGAAUAAUAUUGUGCAAGGGCACAACUCAAGAUGAGAUUAAUCGUUAUAGUGGUGCUGCUGUGUCUACAAAAGGUCGUUUCCUGGACGCUGAGGAAAGAUUGCAGGAAUCAGAGGGGGUUAGGCCUUUAUAUCUUUGUAUUCAAGGAACUUCACAAGACAAGGUUGAUAAAGCUGUUCAAAGAAUCCAAGAAAUUAUGGCUGGUUCGGGUAUCUUUGGUAAACAAUCUGCUGCCAACCAAUCAAGAUGGUCAUCGUAUCAAUCAUCAACUGUUAUUUCAACUCCAUCACCGAUUACUCAAGCUGUUGCUACACAGGCAAUCCCUACUGGGAUGCAUUAUGUACAAGAUAAAGUGUUUGUUGGUUUAGAUAGUACCUGUUCACCUGACUUCAAUGUAAAGGAGAAGUUAAUUGGGCCAGCAGGUUCCUAUUUUCAGCAUAUAACUACUGAAACUGGUGCAAAGGUUUUUUUGAGAGGAAAAGGGUCAGGAUUCCUAGAACCAACYUCUGGUAGAGAAGCCUUUGAAGCACUUCACAUUUACAUAAGUCAUGCUAAACCAGAAGGACUUKCAGCUGCUAAAACACUUGUAGAGAAUCUGAUUGAAACUGUAAAUAAUGAAUACAAAAGUUUUGAACAAUUGAAAAGAGCUCAGCAAGCAGGACAUAUACCACAACCAGGAUAUCCAUCGCCAGGCUAUAUACCCCCAAUGGUUUAUCCACCUCGACCUGGUAUGCCACACCCACCAGGAAGUUACCCCAUACCCCCAGGACCCAUCCCACCACCACCAGGAGGUUACUAUAGACAACCACCUCCUCCAGGGCCUGUUCAGCCACCAGUAGCACCCUAUCCAGUCCCUCCUCAUGGAUAUGGUCCUCCUCCACAGCAGGGGCCUCCAUUGCCAAGGGGACAUUCCAAUGGAAGUACACCCACCUAUCCAGGGUACUCAAACCCUCCAGCACCCCCUAAUAUUGGCCCCUUUCCACCUAGACCAAUUGUUCCAUCAAGUAUAAACCCACCCAAAAGUACACCAAUUCAAAUGCCUGAAAGAAAGGAAUCAGAAAAUCAAAAUAAUAGAGAGAGAGCUUUACCACAAGAAAUGCCACUUCCUGCAGGACCUCAACCAGAACCUCCCAGACGRCGCUUUAAGGAGGCAUCCCGAAGUGAACUGACACAGGAAUCCCAACCAAGGAAUUAUCAGGAAAGAAUACCAGAACCAUGUCCUUUAGGUAAUAAACAAGAUCCUCGUCACAAGAAUGUUUCAAUGCUGCCACCAUUGAUGCCACAAAUGAAAUCACAGCCAAAUCCACCUGGGGAUGAGUUUAAAAAGCCUUUAGGGGCAGCCAAACCCUUCCUSGUYCCYCCUCCUCCUAAGGAUAUCRUCAGAAAGGAAAAUACUUUAAGAAGACCAGAAUUACCAGGAUCUUUAGGUAACACCAGAAAACAUGUUCUGCCCAAAACAUCUGAYGAGUCACCAUCRAAGAGAUCAAGAAAAGAAGAAAAAGACACAACRUCUGCACUACUUUCAUUAGUAGCAUAUGAUGAAGACUCAUCUGAGGAAGAAGAUGAAACAACUUCACCAACAUCUCAGUCUUACAACAGGGCACCAUCUAAACCUAAAACUACAAAUCUUCCUUUUUGGGCUGUUGGAAAGUAAAUUUGGUUGUUUUUUUGGUUGAUGUUCCAUGUGGAACAUGUUGUCUCCCUGUCUGUUGCACUUGCUAUAGUGUACGUACUUGUUCAGCAAUUGUGUGUACUGUAGUUCUGGUAUUCUUGGUGUUUUGAUGGGAUAACUAACCUCUAAGCCUGCGAGAUAGCUGUGAUGGUGUUUUAAAUGAAGAAAUAGUUGUUUUAAAUUCAUACAUUUCACAUAAAAAAACUCUGAAAACCCACUCAUCACAUUUCUGAGUCUUUGACUCUGAUGACAUUCAAAACAUUAGUUGUUGUUGUUGUUCUUUUUUUGCAGUUGGUUGAUGUGAGUGAUGUAUUGGUUAGAUUUGCGUACUGUAUUCUUAAUUAUUUAUUAAGCUUUAGUUUCUUUAAUGCACUGUACUGCAUUAACUACUAAGAUUUUGUUGUUUUGUGGAGUAGUUGUGUGAUUCUGGCUGUAACACAUGUUUCUGUUAAUUGUCGGAUACUGUGAAUCAUUAUCACAAUUGAUGUCCACUUUCUCUGUAUCAUAUGYAUCUGUGCUGAAUCAAAUUUAAUGUCUUUCUCUGCAUGACAUAUAUCCAAUAUAUUUAACAUUCGAUGUCUAUAUACAUUUAGCCAAUAUCUUCUUUCACCAACACAUGAGACUCCAUUACAGCAUCUGUACGCUUACAYCCCAUUGUUYWCURUCACCAGUACAYGUUUACCAUUUAUUUUGUUCAAAUUAUCAUCUCAUACGAUACAUCUGGGUUCUUUAGCACCCAACACACACCAAUGAUAAAGCUGUAUUUAAAGGUCAUCAUAAAAUUUUUCUAUUUGAACAGUACUUACAUUUGUCCAACCCUAAGGAACCACCUCAAAUUGUAUAUAUAGUGUACGUCAUUGGUUUAUAAUAAACUUGAUAAAUUAUAGGGAAUUUUUUUGGRUAGUAAUAUCUCUUUUAAAUGAAUUCUAUUUAUAAAUUUAUGGGAAUUAUUUGGGUUAUCUUAUUGUUAUUGCAUUUCCUUCUUAUAUCUGUGACUGAUUUUAUUGUUUUAUCAACAAUUAACAAAAAAACAAAAGGCACUUAGGGRGAAAAUAUUUUCAAUUAACAAUGAAGUUAGUAAAAGAUAAUAAACAACGUAAAAUUUACUUUUUUURUGCCCACUAGCAUAUUUUCAAAUGAUUGAAAGAAUAGCUCAAACAACACCAGUAUUUUUCUUCCUUUUUUUCCCUUCCUGCACUUGUAAGUAUAAAGACCCUUUCAGAUACUGAGCACUUGUAAAACGUGUCAAAUGACAACUUGAAAAUGUUUCAGAUGCUUGAAUCCAAGAAAGCCUUUUCUCCAUUASUACUGCAAGAUGCCAUUUCAUUUUUAAAAAGCCAUUUUGCCACUUGAUGUUUCUCAAUGAGUGUUUCUCAAGUUUUCACAACUGGAAAUAAUUAUCAUUUUCUGACAACUCAGAUAGCUUUAUUUGAUUACCAAUAUCAGUUGUGUAAUAUAAGUAAUUAUCUUUAUUUAAUUUACUUUAUUCUUAAAAGAUCUCAAAUAUUGACCUUGAUAUUUGAAACUGUUUUUUGUACAUCAAAAACGUUUUUUAUAGUGAAGUGCAGUGUCUAAUGUUCUUGCAGUGACAUGCAUUUGAGAAAGACCAGUGUAGGUUAUAUGUAUGUUGCCUAUGAUUAUGCUGUUAGUCUACUAUGUAACCUACUGUCACAAUAAAGAUCUUUGCAUGAAAGAUA
Exaiptasia diaphana is the source of this 3586-nucleotide messenger RNA. Its product is annotated as KH homology domain-containing protein 4. Lineage: Eukaryota; Metazoa; Cnidaria; Anthozoa; Actiniaria; Aiptasiidae. The record is from RefSeq and is a predicted model, not a curated record. Gene Ontology annotation, cellular component: nucleus. Gene Ontology annotation, molecular function: RNA binding.